CGAAUUCAAUCUGCUUGCAUGAUUUUACAUAUACACUAAAAUUUCAAUUUGUAAUUCAUAAUCUUUAUACAUCUUCUCAUCUAAUUUUGUUAAAUUAAUAUCCGAAUUUUCUUUUGGGAAUCAACCAAAUCGCCUGAGAAAAGUUAUUUUGCAUCUCAAGUUCGUGCCAAGACUUUGGAGGAGGAUGCUUGUGGCAAUAUGAUGAAUCAAGGAGUGGACGGCACCAUAACCGCAUUGGACCCAAAUUCAGUCGAGCGUCUUGCCGUUGAUCCAAGUCGUGGGCAAGCACCUUCAUAUUAUGUUCCAUCUACUGGCUCUGAAGCUGUAUCCUGGACAACCCAUGGAGCUGCUAAUGGCUCUAUUCAGAAUGGCAUUGAUUCCAGUUCCAGCAUCAACCAUGAUCAAUAUGCGGAACCUCACUUGAAAAACAUUCAGGAUGGAGUGACUGCGAUGUCUGCUGCCUCCACUUCAAAUUCUGGGACAGCUAAUGUACCACAAGAAUAUGCCAGCUAUGCGGCAUACCCAGGUGCUGAUACAUAUGGAUAUGGAAGCACAGCAUAUGCAGGUUACAAUGGUGGCUAUCGGCAGCAACCAAAUCAAUCAUACCCUCAGCAGCAGUCCAAUCAAUCAUAUCCUCAGUCUGCAGGAGCAUAUCAAAGCACAGGUGCUCCUCAUCAGCCUAUUUCCUCAUUACAGAAUACAGGGUCCUAUGAUGGGUCUUCCAGUUACUCAACCACUUACUACAAUCCUGCUGAUUAUCAGACAUCUGGUGAUUAUGCGGCUGGGACUUACAGUAAUCAGAUAAACUUGUGGAAUCAAGGAGGCUAUGCAAGUUAUGGGCAUCAGUAUCCAAGCUACCCUGCAGAAACUAACGGUGCUUAUACCGCUCCCAGUGCUGCUGCAAUACCUCUCCAAUAUCAACAAGAGCACAGACAAUGGGCAGACUAUUACAGCCAAACAGAGGUUUGCUGUGCUCCUGGUACGGAAAACACAUCUGCUACUAGCAAAUCUAGUCUGGGCUGUCCCGUUCCUGCUGUUACCAGCGUGUAUUCUGCUCCAACCAACCAGCAGGUGGCAUCCUCUGCCCCAACAUAUUGGGUUCCAGAACCCAGCACAUUGGAUGUGCCUUCAGUACAGCCUAAUGAAGUAAUUACCAAUGUCCAUGAUGAACACUGGAAACAUGGGCGUCAAGGUUUUCAAAAUUAUCAUGCUAAUUCCCUGCAGCCCAACAUCCAGAAGUCGCUAGAUUUGAAUUCUGCUCCUGUAAGCUUUCAGGAUUACCAAAAGCCUGAAUACCCUCAUGGACCAGGUUUACAGUAUUCAGCUACUCAUCAGGUGCCCCAGGAUUAUCAACCACCUGUACAGGCCGCUCCGCAAACUGCUGUACCUUUUGAUUCAGGCAGGGUAAGCAAAGUGAAUAUUCCAACAAACCCCAGAAUUGCUUCAAAUUUUCCAAUGGUCUUGCCCAGAAAUGAUAAGCCUGCAAUGGGUGGAGCAACAGAACCGGCUUAUGUCAGUGUCUCAGUACCAAAGCCUAAUGAUGAAGUGCCAUUGCAUGUUGCUGGUGAUUCUGUGCUUAAGCCUGGUGUGCUGCCCAAGUCACUACGUGGAUAUGUAGAAAGAGCUUUGGCUCGUUGUGAGGAUGACAGACAGAUGGCAGCUUGUCAAGAUGUCCUGAAGGAGGUCAUUAAAAAGGCAAAUGCUGAUGGUACUCUUUUGACACGAGAUUGGGACACCGAGCCUCUUUUCCCAUUUCCUAACAAGGGUGUGGUUAAUAAUGAUCCUUUGAAUCAUUUAACUCCUGUCUCAUCACUGCUGAAGAAUAGAAGUCCAAACAGGCGUACAAAAAGUAGGUGGGAGCCAUUACCGGAGGAGAAACUGCGCGAGAAACAAAUAACUUCUACUCCUGAAAGUUUAAAAUCUAGUGGGGCCAUUCAUCACAAUGAAACGAACCAUCAGUUUUCAGCAGGAAUGCCACGGACCAAGGAGAAUAAGUUUGGCAAUCAAAAAUUCUAUGUACCAAAUCAGAAAGCAACAAACAGAACUUCUUUCAGGCCAGCUAAGAGGCAGCGUGUCGGUGAUGGUGUGGGUGGAUCCAAUAAUGGUGAUUCAUCCAGUGACAGUGAUAAAGAGCAAAGUCUGACUACAUAUUAUGCUGGUGCAUUUUCAGUUGCAGAUUCACCUGAGGAAAAAAAGAGACGUGAAAGCCGCUCAAAACGUUUUGAAAAUAAUCAUGUCAAACGGUCAGCAAAUAGUCAUAUGCAACCCAAAAAAGUUGGAGAUGGGAACUUUUACACUAGAAGGGCAUCUGCUCUAGCAAUUAGUAAAAUCAUUGAUGAUGGUGCUGGCAGGGCUGUUGAGGAUAUUGACUGGGAUGCUCUUACUGUUACAGGAACUUGCCAGGAAAUCGAGAAACGCUACUUGCGCCUCACUUCUGCUCCAGAUCCUGCCACAGUAAGACCUGAAGAAGUAUUAGAAAAAGCAUUGGUUUUUGUUCAAAGUUCUCAAAGGAACUACCUUUAUAAGUGUGACCAGUUAAAAUCUAUCCGCCAAGAUCUUACAGUACAACGGAUACGCAAUGAGCUGACUGCCAAGGUCUAUGAAACUCAUGCUCGAUUAGCAAUAGAAGUUGGAGACCUAUCAGAAUACAAUCAGUGUCAGUCACAGUUACAGACUCUGUAUGCUGAAGGAAUUAGGGGAUGUCAUAUGGAAUUUUCCGCGUACAAUCUGCUCUGUACUAUUUUGCACUCAAAUAAUAAUAGAGAUCUCCUAUCAAUGAUGUCUAGAUUAUCAGUUGAAACAAGGAAAGAUGAUGCUGUCAAACAUGCUCUUGCAGUUCGUGCAGCCGUGACGUCUGGGAAUUACGUCAUGUUCUUCAGAUUACACAAGACUGCUCCCAACCUGAAUACUUGCCUCAUGGAUCUUUAUGUUGAGAAGAUGAGGUAUGCAGCUGUGAAAUGCAUGACUCGUUCUUAUCGUCCUACACUUCCAGUAUCUUAUGUAGCUCAGAUCAUGGGGUUCCCAAUAGCUGAUGACAAAGAAAAAGAAGGGUUGGAAGAGUGCAUAGAAUGGUUAAAGGCUCAUGGUGCAUGCCUUUCUUCAGACAAUUCUGGAGAAAUGAUGCUUGAUGCUAAGGCAUCGUUGGCAUCCCUUUUCAUGCCAGAACCAGAUGAUGCAGUAGCCCAUGGAGAUGCGAGUCUAGCUGUUAACGACUUUUUGACGCGUUCGUCAUCAUGACCAACCAUUUGGGAAUUCUAAUUUGCUAUAAGAAGGAACAUAACAGAUACUGGGGAACCAACCUGAAACUUAUUAUGCAUCCAGAAAAGGGAUAUAUUGAAAAUGAUAUAGAGGGUCAUUUUGUUUGUAGGUGGUGAUGAUGGUUAAUGUAAAUGGUAGAUCAUCUAAUUUUGGUGUCAUAACUCAGUUGUUUCAACGAAGAAGCUUGUAAAUGAAACCCUCCCUUUGUCACACUAAUAAUACAUUUGGAAAAUGGAGUCUAAAUUUAUUUCA
This is a messenger RNA of Cynara cardunculus var. scolymus (artichoke), 3510 nucleotides long. Its product is annotated as SAC3 family protein A-like. Bases 199 to 3237 code for a protein of 1012 amino acids. Gene Ontology annotation, cellular component: nucleus. Lineage: Eukaryota; Viridiplantae; Streptophyta; Magnoliopsida; Asterales; Asteraceae. The record is from RefSeq and is a predicted model, not a curated record. The transcript has 14 exons.